Molecule: messenger RNA, 556 nt
Organism: Trichoderma harzianum CBS 226.95
Lineage: Eukaryota; Fungi; Ascomycota; Sordariomycetes; Hypocreales; Hypocreaceae
Exons: 1
Coding region: 96-404 (102 amino acids)
Source: RefSeq, a predicted model, not a curated record
CGUCGCCAGAUAACAGCUAGCCGGAGCUUAGCUGCACCACCACGUUGUUGUCAUCGGCCAUGUGACACCUGCUCUAGCGUCACUGGACUGAUAUCAUGAGGGGCGCCGAAACAGAAAGAAGAAGAAGAAAAAAAAGCAGCUGGCUGGACCGGACCCGGACCGGCCUUGCCUUGGAUGCGCUGCGAUGCGAUGCGAUGCGCUGCGGGUGCGGAUGCGAUGCCCGGCUGCGCAAAUUCAUCCUGUCUCGACCGGUGCUUUCCUCAGGUCAGGUCAGUCUAACGGCGCUGCUGCAGGGUUUCCUUCAUGGAACAGGCCGGUUUGAGAGGCGUCCCUGGCAUGGCGGUUUGCCUAUUCCAAUAUCACCCCCUUUCAAUUCAAGCCACUCAGCAUUUGAUUUGAUUUGAUACCUGCCAGCCUCUUAUAUUAGUACGAGUAUGUAUUUCUCCAGCCCUUGCCUUAUCACGACGCUGGGGAGAGCACUGUGCUCAUCUCAUCUUUUUUUUUUUUUUCCUUCAACCCUUCUUGGAUCAUUUCUUUGACCAUGCAAGCUCGUACG